GCUAACAUGGCGUUGAACGCCAUGUCUGUUAUCUUUUUCACUCUACAGUGAAUGUAAAAUCCAUAUAAAUAUCAUGACCUUAAUGACAGUACCUUGCUCAAUUCAAACGUGAUCUUAGCUGCUCCUUAUUCUCUUUUUUUUUUUUUCCCUGGUCUGUUCGCUAAACACUAACAUGCAAGCUCACAGUACUGUCCCUGAUCAUACCGAAACCCACAUGCGAUCCCAUCCUCACAACCUAAUGACAGAAGUCAAAGUGAAACACUGUCGCGCUGUCAAAUCAUGCGCCACUUUUGUCUUGCGUUCGUUGCUUGGACGCAAACCAGAAAAGCCAUGCGUGCGUAAACCGGUCUCCUUCACUAUGGUGAAUGCCAAUGAUUUCCGUAAGAAAGAACCGUGCUGCCAUUCCGCCUCGUCCAUGGAUGCUGUCGGAAAACAACAUCAUCCUCAGAAAAAAGCAGUACUCACUCAUAGCAAGCCAAGCAACCCAGAGAAAACGCAACCGAAAGAAAGAUGUGCAAUGGAACGUCAGUAUACAGAUCGGGACCGUCAACGAUCGAGCACAGCCCUUAGUACCAGAAAACAUGACCAUCGAAAAUUGAUGCAAUCCAAGAGUGAAGAAAGUAUCGCAAGGACAGUAACAGCCGUUCACAUUUCCUUAUCACCUCUCUCUGCUGCAGCGGCAUCGGCUGCACGCAGUCGAAGACGUCCUGCAGCCAAUCGACCAAGAAAGCAUAUUUGCCAUGCUUAAACAUUCUGUAUUUAUCAUGCACCUAUGUAUCGUUGUAUAGCUUAGAGUGAUGCAG
Molecule: messenger RNA, 803 nt
Organism: Radiomyces spectabilis
Lineage: Eukaryota; Fungi; Mucoromycota; Mucoromycetes; Mucorales; Radiomycetaceae
Exons: 1
Coding region: 173-748 (191 amino acids)
Source: RefSeq, a predicted model, not a curated record